Messenger RNA from Boleophthalmus pectinirostris (great blue-spotted mudskipper), 5677 nucleotides. It is a transcript of the gene mid2, whose product is annotated as midline 2. The transcript is spliced from 12 exons. The record is from RefSeq and is a predicted model, not a curated record. Lineage: Eukaryota; Metazoa; Chordata; Actinopteri; Gobiiformes; Gobiidae. Bases 490 to 2790 code for a protein of 766 amino acids. Gene Ontology annotation, molecular function: protein binding; zinc ion binding.
GCGAUCCCAGCUGUUGCCUUGGGGAAAGAGCUAUUCCCGUCUGCCGUGGGCUGGUCACAUGUCUUUGGGGAGUGUUUAGGGGAGAAGGAGCGGGAGCGAGCGCGCCGUUACGCACAGUCGACUUGGACAGUUCCAGGAUGUGUUUAACAACUGUUAAUGAGCAGACGGAGGAUCAGGCAGAUCAGAUAGUGUUUGGGGCGGUACUACCCCGCGCACAGUAGAGCAGCCCACUCAGGUACCAUAACAGACGCGGACAGUGAGUGAUCUACAGUUCCGACGCUCGAACCCUUGUUCAAACUUCUAGCGAUUGGCAUUUCUAUUGCGAGCGCAGGUUAAUAUCUACAGUGACUUGUCACGGAGUGCUGAGCAGGUGGCAGGAGGGAGGCCGGGUGUAAUGUGACCCAAGCCUGAGCUACAGCACCACAACACUGAGGUUUCGAGCCAGCUUCUGUGGGAAUUGAUGUCACUCUUGGAUUGGUUUAAUUGAAAAUGGAAACACUGGAGUCUGAGCUGACGUGCCCAAUCUGCCUGGAGUUGUUUGAAGACCCUCUGCUGUUGCCCUGUGCCCAUUCUCUGUGUUUUAACUGUGCCCACCGUAUCCUGGUGUCUCAUUGCUCCACCAGCAAACCACUCGAGUCAAUAUCUGCUUUCCAGUGUCCCACGUGCCGCUACGUCAUCACGCUGAAUCACAGAGGGCUGGAGGGCCUAAAGCGCAAUGUGACUCUGCAGAACAUCAUUGAUCGCUUUCAAAAGGCCUCCCUCAGUGGCCCCAACUCCCCUACCGAGAGCCGCCGCCUGCCGCCCCCACAGCGGCCCUUUACUGCUACCAUCAGCGCCACCAUAGGCACCCUGGGCGGCGGCAGUGGCACCAGUGGAAGUAGCGCCCGCGGCAGCCCGGCCACUUCCAGCCACUCGCAUUCGCUGGCCAAUCAUAGUAACCACACCAACCACAACAACGCCAACCACAGCCCAGCGGUCAUCGCCAAGAUGGACUAUCGUAUUAGCUGCCAGUUCUGUGAGCAGGACCCUCCUCGAGAGGCGGUGAAGACGUGUGUGACGUGUGAAGUGUCAUACUGUGACCGGUGUCUGAGGGCCACUCACCCAAAUAAAAAGCCCUUCACCAGCCACCGCCUGGUGGAGCCUGUCCCAGACACGCACAUCCGAGGGCUGACCUGCAUGGAGCAUGAGAAUGAGAAGGUCAACAUGUACUGCAUGGUGGAUGACCAGCUCAUAUGUGCCCUGUGUAAGCUGGUGGGACGUCACCGCGAGCACCAGGUGUGCUCCCUCACUGAGCGCUUUGACAAACUCAAGGCCUAUCAGAGCCCGGGCAGAGUGUCAGAGGCAGUAUUGGAGGCUUCAAAGACAAGCGCUGCGCAAACCUUGGAGAAUAACCUGACCAAUCUGGUGAAGAGGAAUGGUGAGCUGGAAAACCAAAUGGCCAAACUCAUCCAGAUAUGUCAACAGGUAGAGGUGAACACUGCCAUGCAUGAAGCCAAGCUGGUGGAGGAGUGUGAUGAGCUGGUGGAGAUCAUCCGUCAGAGGAAACAGGUCAUUGCUGUCAAGAUCAAGGAGUCCAAGGUGAUGAAGUUACGUAAGCUGGCUCAGCAGAUCGCCAACUGUCGCCAGUGCCUGGAGCGCUCCAGUGCUCUGAUCACACAAGCAGAGCAAAGCCUGAAAGAGAAUGACCACGCACGCUUUCUUCAGACUGCACGAAACGUCGCCGAAAGGGUCGCCAUGGCAACAGCCUCUUCCCAGGUCCUCAUCCCCGACGUCAACCUCAACGAAGCUUUUGACAACUUUGCACUGGACUUUUCCCGAGAGAAGAAAAUCCUGGAAGGACUGGACUAUCUAACAGCUCCGAACCCUCCCUCCAUACGAGAGGAGCUGUGCACGGCCUCUCACGACACCAUAACUGUUCAUUGGACGUCCGAAGAUGAGUUCAGCGUCACAUCCUAUGAGCUACAAUACACCAUCUACACUGGGCAGACCAACUUCAUCAGUUUGUACAACUCUGCAGACAGCUGGAUGAUCGUGCCCAAUAUCAAGCAGAACCACUACACGGUGCACGGGCUCCAGAGUGGCACCCGCUACAUCUUCUUUGUCAAGGCCAUCAACCAGGCAGGGAGCCGCAACAGUGAGCCAGCGCGCCUCAAGACCAACAGUCAGCCCUUUAAAUUGGACCCAAAGACGGCUCAUAAGAAACUCCGCCUGUCCAACGACUGUCUGACCAUGGAGAAGGACGAGAGCUCUCUGAAGAAGAGCCACACCCCCGAGCGCUUCAGUGGAACCGGGUCCUACGGCGCUGCAGGCAACGUCUUCAUUGACAGCGGGUGCCAUUACUGGGAGGUGCUGCUGGGUGCAUCCACAUGGUAUGCCAUCGGCGUCGCCUACAAAUCAGCCCCGAAAAACGAGUGGAGCGGCAAAAACUCUUCCUCUUGGGUGUUCUCGCGCUGCAACAAUAACUUCAUGGUGCGGCAUGACGGAAAGGAGAUGCUGGUGGAAGCGAGCCUGCAGCUGAGGAGGCUGGGCGUGCUCCUGGACUAUGAUAAUAACUCACUGUCUUUCUACGACGCUAUGAGCUCACAGCACAUACACACCUUUGAGAUCUCCUUCCUGCUGCCCGUCGUGCCCACCUUCAUGAUUUGGAACAAGUCGGUCAUGAUCCUCUCAGGACUCCCCGUGCCAGAUUUUGUGGAGGGAAACUCUUUGGACCACCAAGAGCAGCAACAACAGAUGGGGCUGUGCAGGCAGGAGUCGCCCUACUUGACCGGGAUGAAGAAUUGUCACUGAGAGAAAGUACAGUGGACGUCUGGAAAAGGGCACCCGGGCUGGAGGUCAAAGGUUAAGAAGAACUAAAGAGACUGUGCUCUUGCUCAGCAAAGUGGACACAAGUGGGAGAAAGGAAGUGCUGGGAAUAUGCACACCGCUUUUCUGUUUUGGUUUGCGUCCAGCCAAUGCUUUAGUUCAUGAGUGAGGAUAUGAGUAGGAUGGUUUUAUGACCUUAGACUUUAUCGAAGUUUGAUUUUAUUUAGAGCUUUGUUCUGCCAUAAACAUAGCCCAAAUAACAUUAAUUACAUACAAAAUAAAUAUGAUUAUCUAAGUUUACCAGUUAAUUGUGGAUGUGCCUCCAUACAGUCCACAGUUGGAUACUGGACUUUUGCCUUCACCAUGUGGUGGACAGUUUUUUUUUUUAUCUUAGCUUUACUCCUGUAUCAGUCAAGCUGGUUGUCCUUCAAUAAUCUUCCUCAAGAUUUGAUCCCACUUGUAAAGGUUUUUACUGAAACUUCCAACUUUGAGGAAGCUGAAAGUUGUUCCCUGAUAAUGGGAGAUUUGCAUCAUGUGACUACUCAACUUGUAUAAUAAGACGUUUAUUGAAUAUUAAGGUAAAAUGUGUUAUUUAAGACAAAAUUUAGGUUUACCUUUAUUACUGGUCACAACAAUAUUUGUGAUGCACUUUUAUGAACACAUGAGAAGGUGUUGUUUAAUGAACGAGGGCUACUGGCAUGACUGCUCAUUGUGUUCACCCACCACUUGAAUAAAUAUGAAUUAUGGUUACUUAUAACCAUAAUAAAGUCUAUUGCAAUAAUACUAUUUUCUUUGCUUUCUAAUUGCUCUUUCUGCAUUCUUAAAAAGGGAUAUGAUGUUUUGAAUCUUGAUGAAAAAAAAGACUUUUUAAUUUUUUUUUGUCAGUCACUAACUGUCACUGUGUCAUAGCAUGCUGAAGUGUCCCUCUGUGCUUCGUCCUCACACACAUUUGAUUUGCUUGUCUUAUGUAAAUGCAUGAAACAUUUUAUGAUCCCUUUUGCAGGUCAUUACUCUAUGUGUAGACUGGAACAUAUCAUUUAGGUUUGUCUUCAAUCUUGGUUCAAGCAUUCUUUUAAAAUAUGAUUAAGUGGGCUUUAAAUGAACACCUUGUGUAGUGAUAUUCAGGUAAAGCUCUGACAUAGACAAUCAAAUGUUCAAGGUUUUAGUGCAGAGUUUUGAUGCAUAUUAAAUACACUGGAGUUUGUGCACUAAAACAUUAACAUUUCAGUUGGAUUUCAACUUCCAGACUUAUUAACAGAGUUGUCUGAAAUGUUUGGCAGCAUCUGCUUUGCAGUGUAUCUCUUAUGAAGCUUUCAGUGUUGGCUAUUUUGAAAGGAUCACCUAAGUAAGUAAGUAAACACAUUGGGGACUUUGGGAAAAAGAGAACAUAUUUUCUUUUUCUUCUGUUAAAAAGAUUAGAAAAUUCUUCCUGACAUCCAGAUAUUUGGCCAUGUUGUUAAAUAACAUUGGUCAGAGGCUCCAAUUGGCAGCGUGUUGAUUUGCAAUGUGGACUGACAAGCUCAACUCAUCUGUGUAGGCAUGCUUGGGCGGGUCACUGCAUGAUUUUCUGACCUUGCUGCGGAUUUAUGACUUUGUCAUCAUCCUUAAAAUAGUCUACCUACAGACAAGGUAUUUAGUUCAUUUUUCCUCAAAAAAAUAUAAUUUGAUACAUCUAAGUCACACAGUCUUCACUGCCAUUCAUAUUAGAUUUGCCGUGUUCUCCUCUGUGUCCCAUCUCAAAUAUAUACAAUGAAUGAACUUCAGUAGGUUUCCACUCCUCCUUGUAGUGCAGUGUGAACCCUAGAGACAAUGCAAUACAGUUUUUUUUUCUUUUUGGUUGGUGUAACUGGGAGAUUAUUUUUUAUGACAACCAAGGGAAACCGCCUCUUCUUUAGCCGUUUGGACCUUGAUGAACAGCACAAAAGAGCAGCUUUGCUCUGAGGCAAGGCUUAAUGUUUCCAUAUACGAGUAUAUAAAAAGAGAAUUUAAGCCAGAGAAGGAUGUAAAUUAUGAGGGGAAAAUAUAUAUUAUAUAAAAUUGUAUUCUAUACAAAAUAUUAAUGAAACAAUGUUAUUUAUGUGAAGUCCAAUUAAAAGUCUGAUCAAAACUUAUCCUCACUGGAUGAUUUUAUUUGUCAGUUCAGUUGGUGUCUUUUAUAACUUACUUUGAGUGGUGCCUUCAUAGUGGAUUUUGAAAAAAGAAUAAAAAAUUGUCCACAUACAUAUUUGUUUGCCUAAUACACAUUGCAUUAUCCUGAGUAUUGUUUGCAGCAAUGUUUAUACCAUUCUUACAAAAACAAAUUUGUCAGCAAUUCACCAACACUGAUGGUGAUUCCUUAAACAUGCAUCAGUUUCUGAAAGGGAGUGGAUAGCACAUAGCAGGAGAGGCUGCCAGUCUGGCAUGGUCGCAGCAAGCUCUGCCCCUCAGCUUUCAUCUGUCACUACAGUGCAAAUGCCUGCCCAUGAGCAAUACACACAUGCACUAACCCUGCAGCCAUCAGCAAUGCGCUCACUUGUCCCUCAAUUCAAAUGACUCACAGUGGCUAGUGCAAAUUUGAAUAUAUUUGACCAGGCACACAGAGAAAGAGGCUCAGGCAAACAAGUAUAGUAGAAACAUUGGGCAUUUAGCUGAAUACUCUAAAAUAAUAGAACAAUGAUGGCUGCCUUAAGGUCCAUGUUGUGCACCUGAGGCCCCACGCAUAGGAGAUGAAUCGGGCCCACAGGGAUCUGUGGUCCCAGUAAAAUACAACACACACAGUUGUUGACCUUGGCUUGUUAUGACUGACCCUGUAAACAGAGGAACAAUAGUGACGCUGUUUGGAAUAUGACUUUUUCAUUGUGAGUAAAAAUGCAUUUUUAAGUUGUUUUAUACA